Molecule: messenger RNA, 2682 nt
Organism: Diversispora eburnea
Lineage: Eukaryota; Fungi; Glomeromycota; Glomeromycetes; Diversisporales; Diversisporaceae
Source: the annotation of a GenBank genome assembly
AUGACUAAAAAGAAGAAGAGUAUUAGUAGUGUCGAAGUAUGGGAAGCGAUCGCUAUUUUAGAAGAAAAAUUUAACGAAGAAAAAAAUUGCCUGUAUUAUCUAGUACAGUGGGCAGGCAAAGAUGAAUUUGGGAAUGACUGGGAACCAACUUGGGAACCUGAGAGUAAUUGUGGUUCUGCUUUAAUUGAAGAAUGGAAUGAAAGAAAGGCUGGGGUUAAUGAAUCAAAAAAAGGAGCUGACCUCACAUCACAAUGUAAUCUAGGUCCUUCAAAUAAAAAUGAAAGUCGAAAAAGAUCGAUGACUAAAAGUGCAUCAAAUGAAAAUUUGAAAGAAAAGCGACAAAAAGUGGAUCCUCUCUCUAUCAGUUACAACGCUAUAGAAUCUUCAUCAUCAUUAAAUAUCAAAAAAUCACAGUCGAGUCUUGGUAAAAGGCCUGCUCUUCCUAUAAUGAGAGUCGUUACUCUUGUUAAAUCUAUUCCAUGUGAUGGAAAUAAUCAAAAAAAUGGAAAAAAGAUUAAGAAGUCUGGUGAUGUUGGGGAUACAUCUUUGGAAAAUAUGUCUAAAAAAAAUAUGACUAAAGGACCAAUGACGGAUAUUCAAAAUUCGGCUAAAAUAAAUAGUAAUAUUCCUAAUCUAUUACUUAAUGUACAUAAUUCACCUAUUGUACCUAAUGUUCAUCAAAAACUUUGUAAAUUGUCACUUCCUUCGCGAUCCGGGCGAGUAUUUAUUUCCAAAAAGGCACAUACUAAACGUAAGAUUAAAAAGCGAAUUAAGGCUGUUUUAACGCCUCCCAGUACUGAUUUAGAAGUCUCAAAUAAAAGAGUACGUUACGAUGAAUCAUAUCUUAGUGAAGAAGAAGAAACUAUUAUUUCAGGACAAGUAAUUACUGAUAAUCCAAUUCGACCACCUAUAACAAAUAAUAAUGAUAAUGUUAUAAUAACAAGACCUUUACAAAGUUCCAUACCCUCCAAUACUUCGAUUACUUUAAGUAAUACUUCAUCGAAUAUAAAAUCAACACAUCAUACAUCACAUAUAAAUAAUAAGACUGAUUCUAAGAUACCUUCACAAACUCAAAAAUCACAAUAUAAUCCUCCCCCUCUUCUUUUUCCUCCUUCAAAUAACAAAACAAACACCUUGUUGAGGCUUCCUCACGUGAUUAAACCAAAACCUACUCCACAGAUUAUUGCACAACAAAUAAAUAUGAGUGAUGAAAGUAGAUUUGGUGCUACCAAUAAGAAGCCCACUUUUUUACCGAACAACAUAAACUACAAUAAUGAAUUGACAUUUUCGAAUGUCCGUCCUUUCCAAAACUCUCAAAAUUCUUCAAAUUCUAAUACAAUAGUUAAUGUCGCAAAUGGAGAUGUUAAUUCUAAAUUGAAAAAUAGAUUGAUACCGAAUUCCGAAUCAAUAUUAGGAUACAUUCCUCCUGAGACAGAAUUUCAUGGAAUAAAAUAUAUAACAUCUCGUAACACGAAAGUUGUGCCUCCAGAAAAUAAAGAAUAUAAACAGGAUAAAUCUCAAAAUGUGUGCAUUGCGAACAAUUUGAAUAAUAUGAAUGUUUCGAACAACUUAACACCAAAACCAUUCCAGUUCUCGUCAUCAAAUGUACAAAAAAUGUCUGAAGAAGUCGAUAAGCUCCAAAAUGAAGUUUCAAGGAUUUCUGGGUUUCCUACUGAUGAAAAGGUAAAUAAGCGCGAAGUAGUAAAAAAUGCAAAAAGACAAUUAACCAAAAUACAGACCGAAUUGGAAAAAUCCAAGGGAGAAAAGAAUACACGGUCAAGUAAUCAAGAAGAGAAUAAGAAACCAUUAAAUGAUACUCGGCUUGAAAUUAAUAUGUCAAACAAUGAUGCCAAAGAAUUAACUUCAUUACGUAAAACUAUUCUCGAAAAAAGUGGUCGUAUAGAAGAAAUAAGUAAUAAAUUUGAAAAAUGUAGGACUGAACUAGACGAAGAAAUUGACCUUUGUUCCGAUGAUGUGAGACCAGAUGAGAGGAAAGAGAGAUUAAAACGUGUUAUUUUAGAAAUGGAAUUAGAAUUUAUAAAAGAAUCUUACAAUAUUUCAAUGUCAACUACGAAAUUCUUGACAGAACUAAAAUUAAAUUGUGCGCUUAAGUCUCAAGAAGAUUCAAAUGUGGCAUCCUCCUCUUCUUUAUCCUCAUCUUAUUCAGCACCCAAUGAAUAUAAACCAAAAUUUGAUCAGACAAUUAAUACUCCAAUGAAAACUGUACAAAAUAGAGAUUUCGCAAAUAAUUUCAGGAAUAAUAUUAAUCGUCAAGAUAUUGAUAGUAGUAAUAUUGUUGAAACUAAAGAUAAUGAUAAAAAUCUUGUUAUUCCGACUCCAACUUCCACGACUAAUGUGUUAAAUGGUUCUUCACCAGUUAAAACAUUAAAUACGAAUGCAAAUAAUGCAAAUGGCAAAAAAUUUACAUUUUUUGGACCUACUAAUAAUACAUCGGAUACAACAAAUACAACCAGUAAUAAUGACAAACCUGGUCAGAUACAAAAUGUUAAAAUCACACCAAUUCCCAACAUUGAUCCCAAUAACAAUAAUACACGUUUACAAGAAAAUUUUUUCUGUGAAUGGAAUUCUUGUAAACGAUCAUUUAAUACAAAACCAAAAUUGAGAUUUCAUUUAAUUGAUGUGCACUUACGAGAAGGUACACAUAAGAGAAGGUGUGAUUAA